Messenger RNA from Chilo suppressalis (striped riceborer), 1451 nucleotides. The record is from the annotation of a GenBank genome assembly. NCBI's taxonomy places the organism in Eukaryota, Metazoa, Arthropoda, Insecta, Lepidoptera, Crambidae.
CGGCGACGCAGGCGCGGCUCACUAGAGUGGCGCGAGCGCACCAGGCAGCUCGCUUUUGUAUUGAAUUGACCUUAUUUACUCAAUCUGAACUUGAACGAGAGGUCGAUAAACCCUCGCGUUAGGCCGACACUCCCUUUACGACGCUCAAACAACAGAGGUGCCCAUAUCUAGUGUUUAGUUUUAAAUUGUUCCUAUGGAAUACAAACAUCAGCUGUGAACAUGGUGGAAGUCAAAAUAAACGAGGAUAUCAAAAUAGGCGGCAACAAUCCGUGUUUUAUAAUCGCGGAAGUUGGACAAAACCACCAAGGUGACAUUGAAAUCGCGAAAAAGUUGAUAAAAGCGGCUAAGGAUGCCGGUGCAAAUUGUGUGAAAUUCCAAAAAACAUGUCUAAAAGAAAAGUUUACCAAGAAAUACCUAGAAAGGCCAUAUGAGAACCCAAAUUCUUGGGGGAAAACUUAUGGAGAUCACAAAACACAUUUAGAAUUUACGGAAUCUCAGUUCAGAGAAUUACUGAAAUAUGCCAAAGAAGUCGGGAUCCCUUUAGCUGCAUCUGCAAUGGAUAUGGUAUCGUUCGACUUUCUAGUAAACAACAAAGCACCAUUUAUCAAAAUAGGGUCAGGCGACUCGAACAAUCCCCUGUUCCUGAAGUACGCAGCGUCUAAGAACGUCCCACUGAUCAUAUCUACGGGUAUGGUCGACAAAAAGGCUGUCAAAUCUAUAUACGACAUACUAUCAAAACAUCACAAACAGUUCUGCCUUCUGCAUUGCGUGUCGGCGUACCCCGUGCCUUACGAAGACUGCAAUUUGAAUGUGCUGCAAGACUACAAGCAGUCCUUCGAUGUUCCCAUUGGAUACUCGGGUCACGAGGUCGGAACACCCGUGGCUCUUGCUGCUGUCGCUUUGGGCGCGAAGGUGUUAGAGAAGCACAUAACAUUGGACAGAAGCAUGAAAGGCACAGACCACGUCUGCUCCCUGACACCGUCGGAGUUCCAGGCGCUCGUUCGAGACAUUCGCAUCAUAGAGACCGCCCUUGGGACACCCAUGAAGAAAGUCGUUACAUCAGAAAUUCCCUGCAUCGAAAAAAUUCAAAAAUCACUUGUGAUGGGCAGCACAAAGAACAAGGGUGAGAUACUCUACCCUGGUGACGUAAAGAUCAAAGUUGCGGAGCCCAAGGGCCUAAACGCCCUGCACUUCGAGGAAGUUAUAUACAAAACACUUAUUUAUGACAAGAAAGAAGAUGAACCAUUACAUGAAGGGGACUUCUGCUAAUUACAAAUAAAACCAAGUAUUUCGAGUCGAAAUGAUAUCGAACCAAUCUUAUGUGUCAAAUAGUUACAGCCUAUUCUAUGUUUAUUUCUGUACUAUAAAAGUGAUAAAGGAUUUUAUUUACUUGGAAUAUUUCUUACAUUGUAUGCUACUGUGUAUCCAUCUUUUUACCUAUUGUAUACUAC